Molecule: messenger RNA, 1815 nt
Organism: Linderina pennispora
Lineage: Eukaryota; Fungi; Kickxellomycota; Kickxellomycetes; Kickxellales; Kickxellaceae
Exons: 6
Coding region: 1-1815 (604 amino acids)
Cellular component (GO): nucleus
Source: RefSeq, a predicted model, not a curated record
AUGAGCAACGGCAAUCCUGCAAAUGGCGACAACGGCACCAGCUGUACUACCAGUACAUGGAGUCAUCAUAUCCAAAACCAGAAGCAGCAGCAACAGCAGCAGAACCAUGCCCAACUUGCUUCAGCUGCAACCGCCACUGCAGCAGCACCACCGACAAACUACACGUCAGAGCAGUAUGCUGCUUACACCCAAUGGUACUACCAAACGUAUGGAACACCCCAGCAGCAGCAACAACAGCAACAACAGCCGCACCAAUAUGCCAUGCCCCCUGCCUCACCUACCUCACCACUCAAUAAUCAACACGCGUAUGCCCCAGCAUCUGACAGCACCGCAUAUUCUUAUUCCGCGCAAAAUGGCCAGUAUCAGCAACCUUCGUAUCUGCCCAACUCCCAGCGCCCGCCGCCGCCACUGCCCACGGCUCAGGCCAGCACUGACAGCCAGUAUUCUCGGCAGGCCCUUGUCCCUCCUUCCCUGCCCACCAAUCUGCAUAUCACGCGGGCAAGAUCGCCAUCGCUCACAAGAGACAUGACUCAGGGAGUAUCAGGCAUUUCACUGUACCAAAAUGGCCAUGCAGACAAGCAGCCUUUGUACACCGCGGUCAAGGUUAGCAAGAAGUCGAAGCAGGGCCGCCACGACCCGAUGUUUGGCAAGCACGCACAUAAGGUAGUAAUCAGCCCCACUAUGUCAGACCCCAUGUGGCCAGAACCGCUGAGAAAAUUUGUCAAGCGCUCGUAUGACGCGUGCUCGGAGAAAGCGAGACGCAAGCUAGAAUCCCAGCUGACGCAGAUUGUUACGUCAGCUAUGAACAACAAGAAGCUGAAUGACAUCGACUGGGACAGCCGUGCACUCCCCAAGGCUUGCGAUAGACCCCAUCCACUCACACGCAAGCCACAGCAGCAGCAACACCAACACACACCAACCCCAUCCAAAGCAGCCCCUGUAUCAAAUAGCUCGUAUGAUUCAGAAGAGAAGAAAAGGGAGCGGCUGAGACGGUUCCAGCAAGAAGCGGCAGCAGCACAUCCGGACGACAACACAGAUGGCAGUACGCUGCAUGCCCACACCCCUGGAGAUGAGGCCAGCAGUUCAGGCGCUAUUGUUGGAACGUGUGCGUCCACUAUCGGUACUGCGGCAGACACUGAAGCUGCUGAUGAAGAAGUGGAAGGAGGAGAGCAACUAUACGUACAUUUGCGACCAGUUUCAAAUCGAUGCGGACAGGAUCUGACGGUGCAGCACAUCGCGAACGAGUUUACGGUCGAGGUCUACGAGAUGCAUGCACGCAUUGCACUCGAGACCAAAGACCUGGGUGAGUACAAUCAGUGCCAGACACAGCUCAAGCAGCUGUACAGCCAGGGCCAGCCCGGCCACGCCCUGGAAUUUCUUGCUUAUAGGAUUCUCUACUACGUGUACACGCGGAACAAGUCGGCGCUCAACGAAGCAUUGGCGACGAUGACGGAGAAGGAGAGGUUCAGCUCUGAGCCUGGGCCUCCUGGCAACUACCACCGCUUCUUUGAGCUGUACCAGAUUGCACCCAACAUGGGCGUAUUCCUUAUGGACCACUUUGCAGACCGUGAGAGAUGCGCCGCACUGCGCACCAUGUGCAAGGCAUACCGGCCUACAAUCAGGGUUUCGUUUGUCACUCACGAACUGGCCUUCAGCAGCACGAGAAAAUGCCUAAAGUUCCUGGUCGAGCACAGCAUCCCUAUCGUAGAUACUACCGAUGGCGAAAAGGCCAUUGAUGGCAAAGCAGCCCUCCCGAUCGCCAAUGCCUCCAUGCAAAAAUUCGAAAAGGUUGACAUCAAGGGCCAGAUCUAUUGA